Messenger RNA from Sphaerodactylus townsendi, 1496 nucleotides. It is a transcript of the gene CHAC1, whose product is annotated as ChaC glutathione specific gamma-glutamylcyclotransferase 1. Gene Ontology annotation, molecular function: gamma-glutamylcyclotransferase activity; glutathione specific gamma-glutamylcyclotransferase activity. NCBI's taxonomy places the organism in Eukaryota, Metazoa, Chordata, Lepidosauria, Squamata, Sphaerodactylidae. Gene Ontology annotation, cellular component: cytoplasm. The coding region runs from base 3 to 842 and encodes 279 amino acids. The record is from RefSeq and is a predicted model, not a curated record. Gene Ontology annotation, biological process: glutathione catabolic process. The transcript has 3 exons.
AGAUGCGAGGGACUGUUAACUUCGGGCGCUGCUUCGUAGCUCUCGCUUGUCCCCACCGGUCUGUCGUGCUCAGCCACAGUCUCGCCCUCUGCCCUGUCCAGCCCUCCCCCGGGGUCAAGAGGCUGCGGUGCUGCAGCUGUAGCUCCUUCUGCGGGGUCAUGAAGAGGGAGCCGCCGCAGCCGCCCUCCGACGGCGGAGAGCAUCCCGCUGUGCGGCAGCAAGACGAGGUAUCCUCCGCUGCGGGAGAUGCACCUCCGAAGUCCCCGCUUUGGGUCUUCGGCUACGGCUCGUUGGUGUGGAGACCGGAUUUCGAGUUCACUUCCCGCAAGGUCGGCUACAUCCGAGGCUACAGCCGUCGAUUCUGGCAAGGAGACACUUUCCACCGGGGCUCCGAGAAGAUGCCUGGAAGAGUGGUCACCCUCCUAGAAGAUUAUGAUGGGUGCACCUGGGGUGUUGCCUAUGAACUCCGUGGAGACCAAGUUGCUGCCUCACUCAAGUACUUAAAUAUGCGGGAAGCAGUGCUGGGUGGCUACGAUACCAAGCUCGUGAAGUUCCACCCCCAGGAUAAAGAGGCUGGUGAGCCUGUCCUGGCCCUGGUUUACAUUGCUACAUCUCAGAAUCCCUCCUAUCUUGGGCCGGCAUCGGAAGAGGACAUUGCCGCUCAAAUCAUCGUUUCCAGUGGCCGUUCAGGUCACAAUAUAGAGUAUCUCCUGCGACUGGCGGACUUCAUGCGCUACUGCUGCCCUCAGGUAGAGGAUGAGCAUUUGUUUUCAAUUGAGGAGGCACUCAUCUCUAUCUUACCCUGCCUAUAUCAUGGUGAGGAAUCCUUGGUGGAAGAAUGAACAUGACUCUGCCUGCUGGAGGGGCUGAGAGAUGAUUUUUCAUCAAGGUCAAAGAGGUGAACACAAGAGAUGCACCUUUUUAAUGCAAGUAGUAGUCUGAUCAGUAGGAUCAGUAGAUGAAGUAGUGGAUAGGACAGCUUUCUCACAGCCGGUUUUUUACGGUACCUGAGUAGUGAACUAUGCUGGGAACGCAUAGCUGACUGGAAAAACAUGGCUUUAGGAAGCGUAAACCAAGCAGUGCUCUUUUUUCAUCUUCAAGAGGAAAUCAGCUGAAGAUUCAGUAUGAUUUCUUUUCAAUAUUUCUGAAGCCGCUCUCAAGCAAAGACUUGGUUGCAGUGUUGAAGCGCUACAAACUUUGCUGUACCUCAUAAACUGACAGAGCCACUGGGGUGGUGGAGACUGAAGUGUAUGAAUGUUCCAAGUCCGAGGGAUUGGCCUCAGUCUUCUCUCUCCAUCCUCCUGGACAAUGACUUAACCCUCAUGCCUAUGCCGGGGUUCCAGUGCAAUAUCAGCUCCUUGCUUUCUGUAGGCUCUAAUGGGGCCAAAUGUCUUCAUUCAUGUCUUAAAUGAAUGGUCAGUGCACUAAACUUUUUGUAACUUGAAGAUGUAUUUAUUGUAAUUAAUAUAUAUAUAUAUAUUUCCUUAUGGAAAAGC